GAUCAGCUUCAGGAAAUAACAAAACAAAGCAGUUGUGAUUGUUUUCUGCUACCAAUUUUCAAAUCUAUUCUAAUUUUUUGGUAUCGUUCAAUCAUUCAAUUCUAUUUGCUUAUUUAUUAUUCUUCAUACUUGAUCAAAAUUGUGGGAGUGUUUUGCAUUUAUAAUUAUGGUUAAUUGAUGUUACAUAAUAUUUGCUUUCAUACUACAUUCUCUUUUACUUAUUCAAUCUAAAAAGAUAAAAUUGAUUAAAUAAAUCAUACAAGUUAUAUUCACGGAAAUGCAAAUCAAUCGAUUGAAUCAACUAUGAAUGAGCUGAAAUCCCCGACGAAUUCCAGCUAUGGCUAUUCCAUUCCCCUCAUGUGUAUGUCAAUUAUUUUCAACCUGCAAGUCCCCUAAAAAGACCAGUUACACACCCUUAUUCUUUAAAGCCUUUGCAGCCGUAUUCAUAACUUAUUUUGGAAUUUGCGUUCUAAUAUUCCUUUUUCAAUUGAUCAAAACAUUCUGUAAAUGUGCAAAGAAAAGUCAGAAUUGUUGCUGUGAAUCAUGUACUCCUGCUGUAACUAACUAGACAUGGCAGAUAAAUUAACGAAAUCUGGCCUCUAUUUCGAUGAACUCAACAAGAUUCGGGUUUUGGAGCCAGAAAUAUCAGUGAAAACAAACGAACUCAAAGAAGAAUGCAAGGACUUUGAUCAAAAUAUUACUCAAUUUCAGACGAUUGUUGAUGGAUUCAUUUCCAUGGUGAACACCCUCGCUGAACAGGUGGAGCAAGAGAAAAUGAAAGCCAUAGGUGUUUAUAAUGUAGCUAUGUCUGUGGCCAAACAACGAGACGCUCAAAAGCAACAAUAUCAGGCUCUCAUAAUGGAGAAAUCGACCGAGUUGGAGCGAUUGAGAGUUCAACACCAGUCUCUACUCAGGACUGAAGCCGAACAACAAGAUGUGAUCGACCACUUGCUCUUGCACCGAUAAGCGAUAACGGUAUUUGAAAAUUGUUAUGCUUCGAAAACUCUAGUCCUGUCAUUAUAUAAAUUAAGCUAUAAAUGCACACAUAAAUGCAUUGACUACGUACCAAAGACUGUUUCAUUCAUGAUCUCAACAUAUUUUUGCACUAAUUCUUUUUAGAAAUUCAUGUUAUACACUAAGAUUGUUCAGAUCAAUAAAACUAUAUACUAAAUUAAUCCA
Messenger RNA from Nilaparvata lugens (brown planthopper), 1179 nucleotides. It is a transcript of the gene IFT20, whose product is annotated as intraflagellar transport protein 20 homolog. NCBI's taxonomy places the organism in Eukaryota, Metazoa, Arthropoda, Insecta, Hemiptera, Delphacidae. Gene Ontology annotation, cellular component: intraciliary transport particle B; centrosome; Golgi apparatus. The coding region runs from base 571 to 966 and encodes 131 amino acids. Gene Ontology annotation, biological process: intraciliary transport; protein localization to cilium; centrosome localization. The record is from RefSeq and is a predicted model, not a curated record. The transcript is spliced from 5 exons.